GUAACCACUAGGGGGAAUUACUGGAACUGCUGUAAGUCAUUAGUCACUGAGGUGCCUCACUAUGGCAACUCCCAUACACAACAAGAGUGCUGUGGACUGCACUGGGAGAGAUAUGAGCACACUGGGGAAUUUAUAAAGAAAAAGGAUGGACAGCAGCCGAGGUGUCAUCCCUGUGCUCAUGGGGAAAGACAGGAACGUCACCCUCAUACUGGACACUUCUGAGGCUAUGACCGCUGUUCUGGGAACAGUGAAGAACCUGAUUGUUCAAACUCUACUCGCCAAAGCUUCACUCAGGAACUCCCUUUUUAACAUCAUCACGUUUUCAUAUAAGGUAACACCAUGGUCUGAUCACAUGGUCCCUUGUGCCCCUGAUACAGUGUAUGAAGCCCUGGGCUGGAUCCACACGCUCACGACCAGCCCUGGAAAGGAUCUCCUGACAGCACUUACCACCGCAUUCUCUGAUCCUGCUUGUCAGUCUGUCCACCUUGUGACCAACAGUCUCCCAGACAACCCAGAGAAUUGUCUAAGUGCACUGUCUACCUGUGGGACACGUCCAGUGCACACUUUUCACAUUGCUGAAAAACAGGCCUUGGACAGUGACACGCUGGAUUUUCUGAAGUGCUUGACUUCUGCUACUAGAGGAAGCUGUUAUAGGCUCAAUCUGAACUCAGGCAGCACAGCAGAGCAGGUAGCUUUGCUGCACUCAGCAGAACACCAGAUUCAAGAACCAUCAUUCUCAGAGAAUAGAUGCUGCCGGGCCUUACAUUACAACCCCAUGCAUGCAGUCUGUCUUUCCCCAUACUGGGGUUCUCUUAGAAAUCCCUUUAGUGCAACGCCUUGUAUUUCAGCAAGGUUGAUGAGAGGGGCAGAGUUCUAUCCAGGCUGCCGAGUGUUAGCUAGAAGAGAGGCAGAUGGAUUUUACUACUUGGGGACAAUUGUACACCAGCUUCAGGAUAGAGGAGGGUUUUUUAUGGUGGCAUUUGAUAAGCCAGGGUACAGGGUGGAUAGCACCUCAGAACUGGCACUGCCCCAGCCAACAUGCCAACCAGAUAUGAUCAAUAUAACUCAGGGAUAUGGACACAGUAUUGUACCUGGAGACACAGUGUUAGCUCCCUUUGAGCAGGAGAUGAGCAGGUACGGGCCUGGCAGGAUCGUUUCAGGAAUGGAGCUAAGAGACCCACUGAGAGGUGGAGCAGGGAAUGGGCUUUUGGUUCUCUUUUGGAAUGGAUUCAGAACACAUGUGCCCAAUAACCUGGCUGUGUGGAUACCAGCCUCUCACUACGAGCAAAUCAUCAGGGAAUUCCAGUCUCAUGCACUUUUCAGAUCAUCCUGCUGCUUAAACCACACUUACUGUAAUCAAAUAAACUGGACACCAGCCUGCUGCAUGCAUCAGUGUCUCUCAGCAGCUUCUGCCUUGUGCCAUUGUCCAAUCAACAGCUGCCUUCCCCAGACCUCAUCUUUUCUCAGGAGCAACCAAGAGAAUGAGAAGGUGGAAAUUAAUGCUGACCAACAGAAGGAACUGCAGGGUUCUCAGGAAACACAGAUACCAUCCCCUUCACCAUCAUCUUCAAGUGAGGAUGAAGAGGAAAAAUUAGAAGUCACAGAGUCUGAGCUGGUGAGCCGCUCAGUAAACACUGAUAUAUCAUGCCUAAAAAAGGCCUACACUGAGUCACAGAGUAAACCAGCCUGGAGAUAUUGGAGGAGAGGAGCUCCGGAGGCACACCACAAACAACCAGGAAUAGAGGCCAGAUCUCUAAAUGUAAGCUAUUCUUGGCCUGGAAAACCAUCCAGCCACACAGAGUGUCCCUCCUCCUCCAUUUCUACAGUAACAAAUAACAGCUCGGUGUUUGACCUAGUUCCUGUUUCAGCAAGAAGAGGUGUAACAGUCAGAGAGAUAUUUGGCUGGACUGAACAACCAGCUUCUAAAGGUGUAUCUCCACUGGCUUUUGCACUGAGAAAGAUUUCAGUUAAACAAAAUUUUAAUUAAUGCCACACUGUUCUGAAUAAAAUCAAAAGGAAAAAAAUGUGCAUGCUAAUGUUUAGCUAUACACUGUGAAGAGAAUACAUGUGCAACAAAUCCCAGCAAAUACUGAUGUGAUAUAAAAAUAAUGUGUUUAUUUCAGCACCAUUUAUAAGUUAGGCUGAUUAAAAACAAACAUGCAGUAAUUGCUUUGCACAAAAUAAAAAUAUUGAGCCAUA
Astyanax mexicanus (Mexican tetra) is the source of this 2199-nucleotide messenger RNA. RefSeq names its product chromosome 9 C11orf16 homolog (gene c9h11orf16). Bases 146 to 1987 code for a protein of 613 amino acids. The transcript has 8 exons. The record is from RefSeq and is a predicted model, not a curated record. NCBI's taxonomy places the organism in Eukaryota, Metazoa, Chordata, Actinopteri, Characiformes, Acestrorhamphidae.